This is a messenger RNA of Thlaspi arvense, 1098 nucleotides long. Lineage: Eukaryota; Viridiplantae; Streptophyta; Magnoliopsida; Brassicales; Brassicaceae. The record is from the annotation of a GenBank genome assembly.
AUGCCGUUUCCGAUGAAGAUCCAGCCGAUCAACAGCGAUUUUCCGGCGAAUAGAGACUCUGCUCGAGUGGAAUCAGGAAAACCAGUUCUCAAAUCUCGCCUCAAGCGUCUCUUAGAUCGGCCGUUCACAAAUGUUCUGAGAAGCUCAAACUCAGAUAAAUCACUCGUCGCCGCCUCCGAAGAAGCUCAACAAGGCGUCGUAACGGAGUUCGAGCCUAGCUCCGUCGCUUUAGCUAAGAUGGUUCAAAACUAUAUGGAGGAAAACACCGAGAAGCAAGCUAAAAACGGACGCAAUCGCUGCAACUGUUUCAACGGGAACAACGACGAUAGCUCGGACGAUGAAUUAGAUUUGUUCGGUUGCUCCGUCGAUUCUUUCAACGACGCUUAUGACCAUUUCAAGAGCUUGAUACCAUGCGCGAGCAUCGCUGAGAGGAACUUGUUAGCUGAUGUUGCGAAGAUUGUAGAGAAGAACAAAUCAAUCAAACGGAAAAACGAUUUGAGGAAGAUCAUCAUCGAUGGACUCUCGUCUCUCGGAUACGAUUCCUCAAUUUGUAAAUCGAAAUGGGAUAAAACUCGCUCUAUACCGUCCGGUGAGUAUGAGUACAUCGAUGUGAUUCUGAACGGUGAAAGGUUUCUAGUUGACGUUGAUUUUCGAUCGGAGUUCGAGAUCGCACGGCAGACGAAUGCUUACAAGUCGUUGCUUCAGUCUCUACCGUUCAUUUUCGUCGGAAAAUCUGACCGGAUUCGUCAGAUUGUUUCAAUGGUCUCAGAGGCGGCGAAACAGAGCUUGAAGAAGAAGGGGAUGCAUUUCCCGCCGUGGAGGAAAGCUGAUUACAUGCGAGCCAAAUGGCUAUCUUCAUACACCCGAAACUCCGGCGACAAUUCCCAGGAGCCGCCGGUUUCUUCCGCCGCCGUGGCUGAACCGGAGCUAGAUUGUUCGGAGAUUGAACUGAGUUUCGAGGAGAAAUUUUUGUCGUCGGGGAAUUCUUCUUCCUCUCCUCCUCCGUCAGUUGCCAAAAAUGAUGCCGUGGCAAAGCCGGUAGAGAGAGAAGCGAAGGUCGUCACGGGAUUAGCUUUACUGUUCAAAAAAAAUCCCUAA